Molecule: messenger RNA, 1407 nt
Organism: Blastocystis hominis
Lineage: Eukaryota; Bigyra; Opalinata; Blastocystidae
Exons: 4
Coding region: 1-618 (205 amino acids)
Source: RefSeq, a predicted model, not a curated record
AUGGGAAUCUAUGAUCAUGGAAAGCUGCUUAUUACGCGGCAGGAAAAGCGGUAUACAACGCGUCGGAAGCAAGGAGGCGCACAGCGGAAGAAGGAUAAUACGACUGGCAAAGCGAGGAGCAUGGGAGCGCGUCUUCGCCGUCACAACGAGGCGUUAAUGGAAGAGUUUGUGCGAAAGACACUGCGCGAAAACAAGGAAGAAAUCAUGAAGUGCAGUGCGGUGUUCAUAGGUGCUACGAAGCUGAAUUUGUAUUGUUUAUUCUUCGAGGAAGGAUGUCUAGACAGGAAUGCCUCGAUCAUUCGCAAGGUUCCGUUGUUCUAUAAGCGCCCCAACUUGACCGAAAUGAAUCGCGUGUACCUCCAACUGGUAACAGUGACGCUCUCGCCGCUCGAUCUUUCUCCAUCAGAGCCAAUUCCUGUGGAUGUUGCGACGGUGCCAGAGCCCGAGGCAGAGAUUGUUUCCGUCCCCUCUGCGAAUGAGCCGAUCGCAGAGCAAAAGGGGGAGGAGAAGGAGAAGGAGAAGGAGAAGGAGAAGGAGAAGGAGGGUGUUGCGGACAGCUUCAAUCCUUUGCUUUUGGAAGAUGCUUGUUUGAUACUCGGAUUUGCUGUGAGGGAAUAGAUGUGAAUUUCUGGAAAGCGGUGAACGAGUCAGACAUGGCUGCGAUCCGAGUGAUUCUAUCGGAACGUCCUCACUACAACUAUUUAUGGUGCGAAUCUAGAAGCGGCUUGAUCGGUAGGAAUGAGGACGGAGAGACACCGCUGCACGUUGCAACGCUUACAGACAACGUCGAAAUGGUUCUACUUGUUGAUGGGGUGGUUAUUGGCAGAUUACGGUCUUGCUGGAGUGUGGCAGCGAUCCCACGAUUCGUGACGAGUUUGAGCGGCUUCCCUAUCCGCUGUGUGUUUCAAAGAACGCUCGGGAAGCCUACCGAGAUUACCGCGGAGCUCAUCCAGACCAAUACAAGUGGGGAGAAUCGGCUGUGCCUGAACCCAUAACGGAGGAGCAGAAGCAGAAGCAGAAGGAAAAGCGAGCGAAAGCAAGAGCAAAAGCGAAGGCGAGAGCCAAAGAAAAGGCGAAGGAGAAGGCGAAGGAGAAAGAAGCUCAGGCAGAACCCGUUGUGGACGUGAAAAAGGUGAACGACUCCUUCACAGAUGAGAGUAAGAGGAAGCUCGAUAUGAAGGAGCAGGUCAGACCGAGUCCACUGUAUAAAAUGUAGUUAGAGUUGUCGAAUCGACUGCAUCGGAUCGCCUCCCGCCUACAGGUCACCUAUCGAACCUUGGUGACAUAUCUGUCCCAAACACCCGGUUCAAUGAUAGAAAAGGUUCAGAAUUUGGAGGAUGUGCUGAAUAGUGGAAGUGUCCCUGUAGAAAUAAUAUUGGAGAAUAUGAUGGGUUUCUAAAUCGUUUU